UUUUGAACUCAUUAUUUCUUUUCUUUUUCCUUUUCUGAAUUGAACUGCUUUAUUCUGAAUUUUGAAGUAAACCAAGACCAAUAUGGUGUCUAAAGUGGAAGAGGCAAUGAAGAGAAGGCAGCAAGAACAAGAACAGAAGCAGCAAUAUCAUCAUCAGCAGCAGCAGAAGCAAAUACAGUGCAACAAAAGCAAGGUUUGCAAAUUCAAGAGGAGCACCUCCAAUGUCGAAGAAGAUGGAGCUUCCACUGCCAUUCUCUUGCUUGCUUGCAUCGUCUGCGCUCCUUCGUAUCCAUAGCUAGUCAGGCUUACAUUUAUAGUUAAAUUAAAUUUCAGCUAAGCUAGUUCCCAUAUAUAUAUGAAGGUUACCUCAAAUCCUUCCCCUUGUUUUUUUUUUCUUUUCAAAUUUUGUACUUUUUACUGUUGUAGUAUGAGUAUGAAUUUCAUUUAGCAUAUUAGUUCUUGUAUUGUAAUUCUUCCUUUGUCUAUAUAUGAAAUUUGAUUAUAUUUAAGCA
Molecule: messenger RNA, 512 nt
Organism: Prunus mume (Japanese apricot)
Lineage: Eukaryota; Viridiplantae; Streptophyta; Magnoliopsida; Rosales; Rosaceae
Source: RefSeq, a predicted model, not a curated record